Messenger RNA from Paramuricea clavata, 2216 nucleotides. Lineage: Eukaryota; Metazoa; Cnidaria; Anthozoa; Malacalcyonacea; Plexauridae. The record is from the annotation of a GenBank genome assembly.
UUAAAGUGUUUAUGCAACGAAAUUUUCGACAUCGUUUUUUUUCGCAAAUCUAAAAGACCAAGGUGCCGUGAGUACUAUGCAAAAAACAAAAUUAAAAUCCGACGUAUAGAACUCAUUUUAUAACGUCUCAAAAAUAACGAUUUUGAGAGUACUUGCGAAAAUUGAUCGCGGCUGCGUGACGUCACAAGUAGGACGCAAUAAUCCGCAAAAUGUAAAUAAACAUGGCGAGCAAAGGUGAAUCUAGCCAUCGCGGUGGCAAAUAUUGUGUCGCUGGCGGACCAAAUAACGUGAGCUGUACGAAUGGCCAACACACAAAAGAGAUUUCAAUCCAUCAUUUCCCAAACGCGACUAAAGAGCCUAAAAGACACGCCAAAUGGGUUAAAUUUGUUCGAAAACAUCGACCGGGAUGGAUUCCUUCGGAGACGUCAAUAUUAUGCGGCAGCCAUUUCGAAGAUUCGUGUUUCGAACAAAAUAGAAUUAUUGCAGCUUCGCUGGGUAUAAAGACAAGGUUAAAUCGUGAUGCAAUGCCAACACUUGACAACGCAAACGAAGUCAUGCAGAUCGAGGAAUCACUUUCAAAUAGGAAACGUAGAAAGGUGAGAAUUUAAAUAUAUAAACUGAAUAUAUUAAUAAAUUUAUAUCUGUUUGAUACUCUGGUGUACAAUAAACUGUAAACAUGUUUGAGAUUGCUAUUUUCAUGAAUCCCGUUGUUUUGUUUUAGACUAUGCGUGAUAUCACUCUUCAAGUAGGGGAACAAAGUACACUAGAGGAGAGUACGUCUUCAAAAGUGACCGAAAUCGAGGACAUCGCAUAUUCGUCAAAUAUACAUGUAUCUGAAAAUACGCAUGAGCCAUUUUUGCCAAAUGAGCCUGAAUGCCAUAAUUGCACAAAAUUAAAGGCGAAAGUUGUUAAGCUGCAGAAGAAAGUAAGCUACCUGACGAAGAGACGACAAGAACUAAUCUCCAGAACUGAAAAGGUUAGAAACACUUUGUUUUGUUUUAUUUACAUUUAGAAACACCCCUUGCUUUGUUUACAUUUAAUUUGCUGCAUAUGUUUCUGGCAGGUAAAUUUUCGAUUUAUAUACAGUACAAUAAAAUAGAUUAUGUUCUGCAUUGUUUAAUCUACAGCGCAGAACAAUUAAUAACAAAACUCUAUUAAGAUAUUAUACCUAGGAGUUGUGGCAGGUUAUGAUUAUUAUAGAACAAUCAAAUUUAACAACACAUGCAUGGCAAAUCCAUAAAGUGCUUAUUUUAUAGGUAUUAGUAGCCAAAUUGUUUGUAACAUUUUAAAUGUUUGUUAUUUUCAGAAUGUUGAAAAUGAUGAAGACGAAACUGAUGUUUCAGACUCUGAAGUUUGUAGUGAUACAAGGACAACUGAUACUCUUGAUUCCUUGGAAGAAAUCGAUGUUUCAGAUGAUGAUGUUGAUGAUGUUGACUGGGAGAUCAACUUGGAAGAUGAUGUUGAUUCUUCAGCAAGUGAUGAUGAGAACAACACUGUGCCUAAAAAUCUUGUGAGGUAAAUACCCAACUAUACCUUAUGGCUGGCUUGUCUAUAAUUAAAGAUAAGGUCAAGUCCGUUCUGCGCAUGUGCUAUUGUGUGGGUCCCCACAUGUAAGCAUUGCCCAUAUUUUGCAAUAUUUUACAUAUUUUCAAUUUGAAUUGUCAUUCAUAUUGAUUUAAAAGCCCAACCAAUCAGAAUGAUGUCAGAUAUUAACUAAGUACAGUACAACCUGUUUUUAAGAAUAAAGUGUUCUCAAAGUGUAAACAAAUCAUGAAAUCACAUUUGUUUACAUACGAACUUGACAUUGCCUUUAAUUAAAACCAAAUAAAUUCCAGUUGUAUGCGAAUACACUUGUCACUUGUGAUUGGUAAUACAGAAUAUUCUUGCAUUAUUUAUCAAUAUUCAAUAGUGAUCAUUUCAAUGAGAAUUUAUUUAAAAAUAUUUUCUGUAGGAUUUCAGAAGGAACAAAACCUGGUGAUGAGCCCAAAUUUGUGAUCUUUUACAAUAUGUUGGUAGCCAUAUUCCAGCAUUUUUGUUUCCAUUGCAAAUGGGACAAACCUUCAGUGGAAGUACACAGAAUAGGGACAAUGGCAAGUGUGACCCAAAAAUGCAACCAUUGUGGGAAAGUUUACUGUUGGAAAAGCCAGCCAUCAAUGUUUACAAAGCAUCCUGCUGGAAAUAUUAUGUUGAGCUUUGGCAUAAUGGCAUCAGGAGCA